GUUCGUACUAAUAAUAUGAAUAAUAAUUUGUAGAUGGGUAGCUACACAGUAGCAGAUGAAUAUAGGUUAACAAAUUAUUAUAUUCUGAACUUGAGAUAAACUGGAUUGUUUCAAAUAUGAAAACCUGUAAUUUUAGUGCAGAUCAGAUAUGGCGCUGAGAUAUUAAACUAAAUUGUAAAUAAGGCGUCUUUAAAUAGAGUCUGUAUUUUGCGCUUAUAAAAAAUGGUAUGGAAUAGAACCUCGGUACUCACAUAUUAAUGUAUAUAUAUAUAUAUAUAUUUGAUUUUUAUUUAACUUCUCAUUUAGACAAAUAAAUUGUCAGGGAAGCAUGGCCUCUUUCCAUCGUAUCGCUGUUCCUUCAAAUGCUAAAGAAGGAGACGCUGCAUCGGUACGAGGUUGUUACUAGGAAUAAGCGCAUAUCGCUCUGUCCAAAGUUCACAAUUUGAUUUGAUUUAACUGACAUACAAACGGUCUACUAUUUGACAAUGGUUGUUUUGCCGUUUAUAUGGAGCGGCAUUGGUGUGAGAUCAAUGAGUGGGUUGUGGAUCGUUAUGGCAGGCGACGUCAUCCUCGGCCGGACGGCUGUAAUACGCUGUUAUGCUGGUAGCAUACGUGGUUGAAAUGCUGCAUUGAACGAAUCGCCGGACGAUCUGCUACGGCGACACCCUCGCCCUCGGCCGGAGGAGCAAUGGCCCCUUUUGGUUCUUUGAGAGGUGUCGCCUGUCAGCGCUAUUGCCGGCCACAACAGCCAUAUAGCAACAGUGGGGGAAUCAAACGCGAGUAAGCGCAAGCUUUCAACAGCUGUAGUAACUGUAGAGGCAGCCUUCUGUGAAACGAAAGACGUUUCUCAUGGCAACAAAAUAAGCAUAUCGAAGAGUUUAGAAUAGAAAUAAUAAUGGAGGUCCUGCCGGAUCAUGUUUAUCUUGAUUAAAUGUGUAUGUCGAAAAUAAUGCUAAUUAAAACAUUUUUCGUGAUGCUGACUACCGGCGACAGUCGCGUUUUCGAACAAAUGUGGUAGCUGAUCACAGCUCAAGAGCGGUAUCACCGGUUGUCUUCGGCGAUGCCAAACGGCGUUCCAAGCCGGCAAGCCGAAGUCUGAAGUUCGGCGCCGCAUGGGUCCUUCGCCGCUGAAGUAGUUCUGAGCUAGUUACGCACUCCGCUUACUUCUGUGUCUAACUCGACCCGUAUCUGAGUUUAUCGCGGCGACCCAAUGAGCAAUUCGCUAAGCUGCCAUCGCUCCAAAGCUCAGAUACCUGAAAACAGCUACGAGCAAACAAUCGUUUAACAACGAUGAUAUCAGUGUGUCAUAUUUUUUCGAAAUAUUUAUUGUAAGCUUGAUAUAGUGUAUAUGCAUUGUCGAAUAAUUGUCGUGUCAAUGAAAGACUCAGGUUUGUCCAUUCCUUACAUAUAUAGGAAAGAGCAUAUAUUUAUGUAUAUUCAAGAAGUCGGUGCUACUCUGCGCAGCAUCGGAAAAAGAACUAUGAAGGACUCUACAGACCGUAUGCUAGUAAUAAUGCGGUACUUAGUUAUACUAAAUAUUUUAGCCGUGUGCUGGGCCAGCAGUGAGGUUGAUGAGCAACAUCUUCGUGCUGCCAAGGAGGACCAUGCCGAAAGCGAAAUCCCGAUCGUGGAGGGUUACGGUGGUACGAUCGACAUAAAAGUGGAUUCUGAUGUGCUCAUUUUAACUAAUGAUAAUUUCGAUAUUAUAGUUAAUGCAAAACCUAUUAUCCUGGUGAAUUUCUACGCAACUUGGUGCGGCCACUGCAAGAAACUCGCACCAGAGUACGAACGUGCGGCGACACGCCUAAAGGGCAGCGAUAAAGUACCUCGAAUCCCAUUGGCGAAAGUGGAUGCCUCAGUUGAAUUGGAUAUAGCCAACAGAUUCGGAAUAACAGGAUAUCCUACGUUGCUCGUGUUUCAGAAGGGUGUGCAUAGAGAAUACGAGGGAGGGAUGACGGCAGAGGCCAUUGUUGAAGAAAUGAAGAAGCUCACUGAUCCAAAUUACAAGCCACCGCCAACUGUUGUCAAGGUUUUGGUCAUGCACAAUUUCACCAUUGCGCUUGCUAGGGAAAAGUUGGCACUCGUUGAGUUUUACGCGCCAUGGUGCGGACACUGCAAACAACUGGAGCCUGAGCUUGAACGCGCUGCUCGAACUCUCGCAUCUCGUCCGGAUCCCAUCCCGGUAUUUAAGAUUGACGCUGUCGCAGAAAAAGAUCUUGCUAAGGAAGAGAAUAUCCCAGGCUAUCCGACAUUGUUUGUGACACGCUAUGGUGUCAAAUUCCGUUACGAUGGUCCAAGAGACGAAAGUGGAAUCGUCGACUAUAUGAUUGAUCAAGGGAAAUCACCUAGCGAAUAUCUCGAGCGUCAACCUCAGUUAAAAAAUCACGUGAAGCGGACAGAAACGACGUUGAUUGUGGGGGCGUUCGAGUCGCUCAAAUCAAAAUUCUUCGAAAGAUUUCUUGAGGCCGCCAAUUUCGAACGAGGAAAUUUCACUUUUGUGCAUACUGAUAAAUUUGAUGUAGUCAAUGCUGUUCUCGGCCUCAAAAAAAUGGAUAUAAUCGCUCUACUUCAGCCUGAAUGGCUUCGGUCACAAUUUGAGACGGUCCGCUUGGUAUACAACCAUGCCAAGGCACAGUCACGUGACUUGCAAGAUUGGUUUCAUGCGCACAGCGUUCCACUUGUCGGACACCGCACCCGGAAAAACCUCUGGAAAUACAACAAAUAUCCAAUGGUUGUCGUAUACUAUGAUGUAAAUUUUUCCCACGAGUACAGGGCCGACACGCAGAUUACUCGAAGGCACGUUUUGAUGGUAGCGCGGGAUUACCGAGACUACCACUCGGAUGAGGAAUUGACGUUUGCUGUUUCUAACGAAGAGACAUUCAUGGAUGAACUUGAGAUGCUGAAGCUUGCAGAUAGUCCAGCCGAUGUUAACGUAGCUUUUUACGCCAGUCCCAAAGAACGUUAUGCUAUGGAACCCGUGGAUGAUUUUGAUGCAGGUGUACUACGGAAGUUUAUUGAAGAUGUUCUCGAAGGUAAACUUAAGCCAGUACGAAAGUCCCAACUUGCACCCAAAAAGCAGACUGGUUUAGCCAGGAUCGUGGUUGGGUCAACUUUCGAGGCGGAAGUUUUAAAGGAAAAGAAGGACAUUUUUAUCUUUUUCUAUGCACCAGACUGUGGACACUGCAAAAAUUUCAUGCCUGAUUUCAAGAAGAUUGCUAAAAAAUAUAACGGCACGAAUUUAAAGGUAGCCAAACUGGACGCUGCACACAACGAGUUUCCUGAUGAGUUCGCCAUUACUGGAUAUCCAACUCUCUUCUUUGUUCCCACUGGUGAUAAGAAGAAUCCUGUGAAGUUCGUUGGGGAAAGAAAUUUUGAAAAUGUUAUAGACUUCAUAGAGAAGAAUCGAAACGGGAAAAGCGAGCCGAGGAGCGAACUCUAAACGUUUUAGCUGUUAUGAUUGAGUAGCCAUACUGUAGAAAGGGUCGAUAUAAAGUUAAUGAUGCAUGACAUUUUCUCGUUGGUAGCCCAUUAGCCCAUUUGCCUAGAAGCAAAGAUUAUCUGUGUAGUUCAUCUUCCAUCUGUCAAAACUUACGUAUUUUUUGCGUAACAGAUGUGAAGAUUAAAAGAAAUGUACUUAGCAUUAAUGAGAACUAGUUGAGCUAGGUGAUCUGAUGAAACAAUGAAGUUCGUGAGUAACGUUGAAUGGUCAACGAUCUUUAAUGUAGCGUAUUUUUUUCCACAACAACCUAAAGACCCAUAUCGUGUAAGGAUGGAACUUAGAGGCACGAAUUUGAAGGUAGACUUCUUUUGUUCUCUGAAAGUCGCUUUAGAGAUAUUUGUUCAUACGUAGCGAUGGUGGACGCCCGGAGUACACAUGAGAUUAUCUUAACUGCUAUAUGUUGCGGAGAAAAUGCAGGGAGAGGGGCGCGAGAGGGGCGGGGGAAGGGGGGGGGAUGGGUGACUAUGAAAAAAGCUGUUACUAUGUUAGUUUUGCUAAUGCGCUCAUUAAACGAUUUUUCUAUUGUAAUAUACAUAUCCCGUAAGAAUGGUAGUGUAUGUUUUCUGUAUCGAGACAUAUAUGAUGAACGAAUUUUGCGCUGACGGUAUCUCAUCAUUAUAGAACGUUCUAAAUAUUUUCGGCAUCUAAAUAUUUGUUUCGAAAUAUGAUUUUCGGCAUGAAAACGGAAAGAUUCUGCUCGAGCAGACGUCUAUGGCGAGAACGUGACUGCUGUUUUGUGCGUAUGUACUAAUAAUGCAUUAAAAUCGAUAUUCUGGUGGUUUUUACACAACGUUAUCACUGGUACCGGCUAUGUACAAGCUAAACAAAUUUUAUAUAAAGGUGAUAAAUAGAAAGUGAGUAUCAAGGUCAGCACCACGGCAAAUUUUUUACUGCAACAUAAAGCAUAGGAAACCAAUGUGUUUUAUUUUAUGCUGUCAUCGUUAUCGGCCUAACAUUGUUUAUAUUUUACUGUCCUUUUAAUUGGCGCUCUACUUAACGUGAGCAAGUGAACACAGUAUUGCAAGUUUUGCUAUAUCUAUUUAAUACCGUUUUACAUACCGAUGGCGCGAAACUGUUAGGUGGAGUAGUCAACAGUAAAAGUGCGUUCUAUAACAUAUAAACAAUUUUAUGAUAAUUUAAUAAAGAUAUACAUGCUUUUCAUCCAAUAUUCAUAGUUUUCAAUGUAUUUCCUAUUUUUUAUCGAAAAGGCAUGUAUAUAAAAUAGUAUCCGCUCGUCAUACCUCGUGUUGUGCCACUCCUGUUUUUUUCGUAAACUAUAGCCUCAUCAUUUGUGAUUUUCAAAAUUCGGAGUCAUUGGUUCGCAUAUGAGGUCUCAGCUUGUGCCUUGCGGACGCUAAAUUAAAGACAUACUACAGCACUUGUCUUGCCACGGUCCACCGGAUGAAGUCAGAUUUGCUGACUAAAUUUACGCUUACAUUCAGGCAUUCGGUGACGUCGACAAUUAUAGAUUUUCACCUUAUUUACCACAAAACGAUAACCGCAUUUUCAUCCAGUCCGGGCCUUUCUAAGUCCUUUCACUUUGUGUGUCUGUCCCUAUAAUUGUUCGCGCGGUUUGUGUAUCUGUAAGAAUGAAAUUAGGCAUAAAUAUAAUUUCAUUCAUGCUAAAUUCCCUUCCUAGAUAUAUGUAACCUGGAUUCAUCCCUCGUUACCGGUUGUUGCCUUUGUGAGUCUUUGUGGGUUUGAGACUCUUUGGGAUAACAUGUUGGCUCAAUGCAAUACCCAUUGAUCUCUUGUAACAUUUUCGGGUCACUGAAUUCGUGUUUAAUUUUUGCUAUUAUUAUUAUCGUUAUUUUCCAUUGGCAAUGCCGUCACAUCGACCUACGAGAAGCCAAAUUCAAAAAUUCUGAUUUUAAUGUCUAGCUAUAAUGUGGAACUCCAGGUUUUACAUACCUGUGGCUUUUUCUACCUACACAUAUUUGCGAAGUCUCUUUCCCUAUAAAAAUCUAGUUCUGUAUACACAUAUAUUUUUCGCUAACUAGGUUGUAAUAAGCUUAAAGCAUCUACAUUUGUUCGCCAUAGUUGCUUAUAACUAAUUUGGCCUUACCAAUUUUGGUAUCAGUUACGCACUCUGAGGUUCUUUUGGUCAGUUGUCGUUUCGUUGUCUGUUUCUGUGUAUGGAUAUCAGCCUCUGUAUCAGAUUUUUAUUUAAGUAAAUACAUAUUCCGUAACUAGUACAGAACUCCUCUGAAUGUUCGCGGUUUUAGCCUCUACUUUUGGAUAAAACUGAAUCGGAUUAUUGCAACAACGUUUUAUCGGUGGCCUUUUGCGACUGGAUAGCCUACCUUCAACUAGAACUCUGAUUUUCAUCAUUUUAUUUGAGCCCACAACUGAAGCUGGAAUAUGAAGUAUUAGGUGGUUAGGUGAGUGGAAGUUAAUUGUGGCAAGCCGUAGUCUAACAAAGGUUUAUAUUGUAGUUUUUUACUUAAAUGCUGGCAAGAAAGCGACCAAUGCAAGUUCGAUCACAUAAAUUACAUAAACAGUUAUAAUCUCACAAACUGCCAAGUAUGAUGGGAUUAUGUCGAACCGCCGCACGGCCUUCGGAUUCGCAUUCGCCUUUUUUGUUCGAAGUGACUGUUUUUUCGAGUCGCAGAAAAGUCCCCGUUUUGUGACGUCCUUGGGUGUCUUGCUUCUAAUUGCACAAGGCGCGGUGGAUUAUCGGCCACGGCCUUAGCAACGAUAUCAGGUCCAGUUAAAUUUAAAUACACAGCACUUAUUCGUGAGUGUUCCGCGGUUUUCCUUAUGUCCAUACUCUUUUUUCUUAGUUUUUUUGCAAUUCCUUGAUUAACCCCCCAAUGCUACUCCUGUGCUUAUCACCGUCUCUACGAACUCUGCUAAUAUGCUGUCUGCAGUUAUGUUUCGCCUUUAACGUGCACUUAAUAUGUUGUUGAGAUCAUUUAUUAUUAUUAAAUAAAAUUUAAUAAUCUAAAAGAUACGAUUUCUGCCGAUUUGACGGUGUGUUUCAGCUACUUUUCGGUUUGGCAGACCAUUUAUUUUGCCCUUGGCCUUCGGUAGUAGCGAGUACCGAUUCCUCACUCCUAUAUCAUCCUUGACUGAAGUUGACAGUUCAUAUCUACACUUUUUGUUUUAUUUGUUCCUCGUUAUGUGGGUGUGAUUCUUUUAUCACUUUCUACCAACACAGCUGACAUGGCCGGGUGUCAUUCAACACACAUCUGAGACUUGAUCUGUUCCACCUAUAUCGUUAUUGAACUCCUUCCUAUUUUCUUUUCAGCCGCUAAGUGCUUUCAUUCGUACCACGGCGCACCUAUUCUGUUUCAUGCUCCAACUUUUUCCCUAGGGCUUUCCAGCGAUGUUUUCACUGUAUCAGUUGUUGUAACCAAAUGCUGCUCGACUUCUGCUGCUUUUGUAUAAUACUAUAUACAUAUUUCGGUAUUUUUCCGGUAUAUGUUAUUUUGUUUUCUGCAAAUUGUUUUUAUUCUCUCGUUCAGUAGUACGAAGGAGUGGGAAAAUUGAGUUUUUCAACUUUGUCAGAAAUCGCUGGGAACAAUUUGGAUCUAUUAUGCCUAAAUUGUCGUUGGGUUUCUAGGCUACCUAGUGCAAAGCCACAGAUAUUCUACUACUCGAGGUUUUUGCCUACUAUAGAUAUCUGUAAAAGCAUCAAAACGUCCACCUUAUUUCCUCCUCCUAGAAUACAGUUUAAUUUUCAUAUAUGAUGGUUUGUACGUAGUGAAGGUACUUCAUAGGGAGUUCUUUGUGAAACAGAUAAUCCUCUAACGAGAGCAUCCUUAAAUACGCUUAUUUAGCUCUAUUUUUAGUCUGCCUACUUUCAGUCUCCCUCAGUCUACUUGCCUAAAUUUCUCAUAAAUAAGUUGCUAGGUUGCACAUUGUACAAAACUCUUAUUAUGGGUAAAAUGCAAGCUGGCCCAACAAAUUCCGGUUGUGUUUUGUCGUGGGGCAUCCUUCCAACAAAAGAUUACGUGGUACCGCAUUCAUUUCCGAAAUGUGUUUAUCAUGAAUGCGUGAUGUUUAAACAAAAAAGGUUGAUUUUCAAUGGUUAUAACUAACCAUUUCAAGCUUGACUACACGGAACUGUUUGUUUGUCUAAAUAUCCGUAAAGUAUGAAGCCAAUGAGCUCCUAUCGCGGUACUAAUGCAGUAGGUAAGCUCGACUAUAACAAGCACAGUCUGAGCCCUUAAUGGCGGCGGCCAAGCCUCACCACCCCUGCUAAUUUUCAGACAUAUGGUAAGUAUUAUGGUAAUUCAGGGCUAAGUAAUUCAUAAGUAUAAAUUUGAAGCAAAAUCUAUACAUUACGUAGAAAUUCCUUUGUAAGAUACCUAUGGCGUCUGUGCAGAGGUUAAGGACGCGGUGGCUAAUUUCAAAAUGCUUUCAUUUUAAGGAAGGCAGCUAAUACUAUAUAAUAAAAACAAAAGAAGUUUGGAAACAAACAAUGUCUUUGAAAUGCUAACACAACACGCGUGUGUGAUGGAUGCGUUAAUUCCAAUUCAACCUAUACGGAGCACCAUUGCAUAGCUUAUACGCUUAAACAAUGUUGAGGGUCGUAGAGCUAAAGUCUAUGUACAAAGCACAUUAUUUAGUAUGGUGGUUUGGGCCCUGCUGAGAAAACCCGACUACCUUUAAUGAACCACAAGAAAAUGUCUAGAUACAAUUAAUACGUGCAGUGCAUUUAUAGAUUUAUAAUGAUAAACAAUGUUCAGCUUGUUGUCGUAUGGUCAACUAUUUUUUUAUUUUUUAAAUCGAUGACUGCGACCUCCGAAGGUGACGCUUACAAAAUCCCUAUAUCUUUAGAAGACAGUCGAAGGUAGGAAGUUCAGCUCAGGUGGGUGGCUUGCAGAUUUUGAAUAGGCUUCGGUGUAGUUCAGAUCCAAUUGUGGUGGAUACCAUGUCAUAUUAUGCACUCGAAUUCCAGCAAAAAAAAUGUUUCUUUUUAAUUUUUUUUUUCUUUUUUAAAUAAGCCUCUGGUGACUCUCGGCACAAAAGCGUGUCUUGGAAGCGAGUGGAAAAUACGCGUCGGUAAUGGUGCACCGGGUUUUGCAUCUCUUGGACAUGGGGUCUGGUGCUAAGCAAGAUGAAUGUUAGUAAACUGCGUUCAAUAUAAAUCUUGAAUAUACUGUCGCAGCCAUCAAAUAUUUUGCCUACGUAGUGCGAUGUAUACGAGUGGUAAGGACGGCUUCAAGCAGCGCAAGCGUGGUACAGCGCGUCUUAUAAUAGAUAAACUUGUCAAGCACACACCCAUAAGGCGGUGGUCGUACAAGUGUUGCUCAAGUGCUUUUGAUAGAAAAGUUGUGCAUGUAUCGGCCGUUUGUUGUUCGCUUCGUUCCGUGUUUUCUAGAAUGGACUCACGAUAGCGGUUUUUCGCAAACACGGAACUUCGAAGGCAGAAACUCUAGAUGUGAAGCGGACUGACUAGCUCUGUCGUUAGCUGGCCGGAGCAAGCACUUGAAAACCUCAACCAGAAAACACUUGUUUAUCAAAAGACUUCGACCACGCGCAGUCGGCAAAAUGCGGACUUCGGUUUUCGAUGCCAUGUAGCACAAGUUCAAGAUGAUAGGCUCGCGCAUGCUGACCUUCCGGCGUUUUAAAACACACCCUAUUGUCGUGGUGGCAGUUACCAACACUGCUGUUGGAUGCUCUGCACAACGGGGGCCAUUUUUCUUCAGCGACGGAUUCGCAGAUUCUUGGUCAGCGUACCGGCGCACUUCGAUGGCUUUCUCUUGCAAGUCGACAUACAUCGCGACAGUGUACGCACUCGCGUGCUCUAAUCUAUAUCCAUUUGUCCGGAAAUAAGCACGCCAUGACAGGUUGGGAAUAUAAUAAUAGGUUAUGAGCUGAAGGAUUAGUCGUGAUUUUUUCGGACUGACCCGAUGUGAGGAUGUACCCAUUAGCCGUCUAUCCUUUUUGCAACGUGCGUAUUAGCGCUACCCAUCGAGGACUUGCCUUUGGGUGCACCUUAUUGAUGCACUAGAACUGAUAUUUUUAAACAGGGGCAUACGGCUUGCGAGUUUGCAGUGCUGCCUAGCGUCACAAUGGCAACGCAGCUAAAGCUUGCCGCUCCGGUUUGUCUUGCUUUAACAAACGCAGUCUAAAGACUCUGCGCGUUGAUAUAUUCUCUCUAAACAGCAACAGGUGUUCCUUUUUGCUUGGUCGGUACGCAGCUUUUUUCGGAGGAAAAAGGUUGUAUAGUUCUCCGUUGGAAAUUUGCUAUGUAGUCGUGUCGUGCGCACGUAAACUGAACCACACCUGUGACGUUUCUCGCAGAAACCGUUAUGCUUCUCGUCGGUUUACCACGUGCUAUCUUCACUCACACGCUCUAAUUGCUCGACCCGCCUCCUGGGUCGUGAAGUGCAUGGGGCGAUCCACGUCACCCCAUGCACUUGACGACCAGGCUGCUCGUGCUCAUAUCGCCAGCCGCCUCACUUUUGAAGCGGGCUGUCUUGGUGUUGGCGUUGGUUAGCAAGAACGAGCACCUUAUAACUACGCGUUUUGCGCUCAUGUAGCCAUAAACGUGUAUGUAUUCAAAUACGUAUGCUAUAACAUUUCGAGUAAUCCGAAAAAUCAUAGCAAAGCUAUGCUACAGGUCUUAGGUACAUGGUAAUGUUUAUUAAGUUAGGUUUUUAGAUGUAUCUCAGGCAACAAGCCGGUACUCAAUCAGCGUCACCUCUGCUGCAAUCAUAAAACGUCCUGGCAGUGCGGCACAUAAAAGUCCUUAUGUACUUCCAGAGGAGAAAUAACUUUUUUCUUUGCAGGGAGGUGCUGAAUCUAAGGAAUUAAAAAUCGGAAGCCAAUUGCAGUUGAGCUCCGAUCAGUCCCGUAUAUAUGUUAAUACCGGAUACAGCCGUGCUUCCGAACUGGCCCGAAUAUUAUUUGGCAGUGUUUUCGAAGUGAGCCAGAUCAGUAAGAUCAUCGAGGGUUACUAUGAGCAGAACGUCUUUCAAUAAACCGAUUUUACCCGAGAAGAUAUUCUCAUAUUAGUGUAUUUGCGUAGAUUAAACGUUUUGCGAAGUGCCAGUAGAUCGUGAGGCAAGGGACCGGGUCUCCUAAUAUGUUUGUCUGUCCUUUGAGGAGGAAAAUGGAUUGAAAAGGUAAUAUGAAAAGGCGUUCGUACUCGUAAUACAAUGUACACUCGGCUAAAUUGUCACGUACAAGAACUGCCAAGUACAACGCAAUGAUGGUCUGACGUACAGGAUGUAUGUCACAUAAAAACGGCACCAUCAGAGUUGACCGGUGACCAACGGUCGACUCCAAACAGGGUGACUAAACAAAAUUCUCGUCGAGACCAUGAACUUUUUGAGGUACUCAAACUCGACUGUAAACGGUAUUGCGAAUAGGUGCCCAACUGCAAAAGGAGCAGAAGCAAGCUUUAGGCCAGCAUAACGCAAAGCCCACCCGCUACGAGAGCAACGGUGGCUGCUUGUGCUUUAUAGGAUGCACCUAUCGCGUAAAGGUCAUAAGGUCGGAAGUGCGUGAUUCAGAGAAAGAAUUAAUAUAGAGCCGAAGCAUGAAUGCUAAUCUUUUAAUUUGCGUAACUAAUAAUAACCCCAUAGAUACACAAAUUCUUAUUUGAGGAGUUUAGAACAGUACACACUUCACUUACUUAUCAGAAUAUCUUAUUCUCAAUUUUCAACCUUUACAUGUGCCAAAGGGCUAAAUUUAGUACCUUUUUCGACUGGGGUACGAGCGUUAGAGCGGUACCAUGAACGAGUACUUAGGUUCAAGCUGUAUCCGUGCUAUCAUUUGAGUCUUGAGUCGUAGCCAAAAACGAUGGAGCUGGGAUUCAAGAUGCUCAAUGUCCAAAUAAAAUAGAACUUGACCUAAAUUAUGCUAGCUUUAAAAGGUGAAGACUCAGUAGUUUUAACUAACAAUAAACAUUUAGACCGCUCAGGUCCCGUAAUUCGCUUUCAAAUACAAAUCACCAACCCUUUGGCUAUUAUCCAGUUUCCAAACCAGUGCUAAAACCUCAAUCACCGCUGUAGUCUUCGUACUGAUCUGUGGUACUCUGUCAUGGUUUUAGAGAGUUGUACGUAGAAUUUUCGGUUAAAUCAUUUUUAUGACAUUUACUGAGGUGAUCUUAACGUUUCUCGUGAUUUUAAGGAAGAUAGCCUCUUAGGUGAAGAAUUUUACUUAGGAGCAAUAGGGUUGCAAAUCACAGACACGAAACGAUGCGUCUCCAAGCCAUGUUUGUGCUCCGAGUUGCUUCAUUCCUGAUAUUACUCGAUCAAGAUCGAUCCAAAUUCAUAUUUUGUUCCAACAGCGCCACCAUAAAUGAAACAUGUGCGAUACUGAUUAAUUAUCUACGUUACUAUCAGAUGACCUAAAGUAAGAGCGAGUGGCCUUUCAUUAUUGGAUGUGUUCCAAAUGCUGGGCUAGAAAGCAAGAACUGAUAUCUAGCUAACGACGUGGUACAUUGAAUGCAAUCAACUGCAGGAUUUUUUUGAGCAUACUAAGCGAAGGAGCGCCGUUUCUGCGAUUGGCGGUCAAGGCCUUGCCAAGACGACUAAAUCAACCAAGAUUUUAAACUCCAACGGCAAAAUCGCUCAUUCUAUAAACGUUAAAUCAAUCUAAUAAACCACUUUGAACGGUAAGCCACCCCGCUUGCCACAGGACUACCUUCUCCUUGUGGUAUCCUUAAUAUGGUCUUAGUAUCAGUACGUACUUGUGCUUAUCUAUUUUAUGCUGUUUGCAAUAGCGGUUCCGUAUCUUCUUAACGUCAUCUCCUGUCACGUGACAAUAUCAGCAAUAAAAAUCAACUUUAUUUGUGUCUCGAUACAGCAAAGAGAGAGAAAGCCAACUGUGCCCCGUAUUUGUGUGCUUUCCAAUUCCUCCAGUGAGGAGUUGCUGAUACUCAGCCAAAUCCCUGUCUAGAUGGGUAGGCUCUACAAAACGGCUAGAUAUAUGAAAAUUUAAGUAAUAUCCAUAUGCCCAGUUGCAGAGGUUGUUGUCUCUUCUCGUUUUGCAUAUAGGUAUCGUUCUACGCUAAUUACUAUUAAUUGUCCAGUAUACGAAACAGGAGAUCGUUUCUGCUAGCUGCUUGUCAGAUGGACUGUCCCUUUGACACUGUACUAAUAGCAACAUUAAUCG
Molecule: messenger RNA, 12574 nt
Organism: Varroa destructor (honeybee mite)
Lineage: Eukaryota; Metazoa; Arthropoda; Arachnida; Mesostigmata; Varroidae
Product: protein disulfide-isomerase A4-like
Biological process (GO): response to endoplasmic reticulum stress; protein folding
Cellular component (GO): endoplasmic reticulum; cell surface
Molecular function (GO): protein disulfide isomerase activity
Source: RefSeq, a predicted model, not a curated record